Drosophila nasuta is the source of this 10019-nucleotide messenger RNA. It is a transcript of the gene Cda5, whose product is annotated as Chitin deacetylase-like 5. Gene Ontology annotation, molecular function: hydrolase activity, acting on carbon-nitrogen (but not peptide) bonds; chitin binding. Gene Ontology annotation, cellular component: extracellular region. Gene Ontology annotation, biological process: carbohydrate metabolic process. Bases 133 to 8808 code for a protein of 2891 amino acids. Lineage: Eukaryota; Metazoa; Arthropoda; Insecta; Diptera; Drosophilidae. The record is from RefSeq and is a predicted model, not a curated record. The transcript is spliced from 15 exons.
CGAAACCUGGCGCAGCUGACUGACUUCGAGCACUUGUUGGGCACAGUCGUGUUGCUUAGCUGUUUCGAUUAGGACGUGUUGUUCGCUUGAGCUCACGUUACAGUUACAGUGACGCGCAAUAACAAGAGCAACAUGGAGUUUUCAACACAGCGUCAAAGCUUAUACUGGCUUCUGGGAUUAUGUCUUUUCUUAUUCAAAACAGGAUGUAUUGAUGCUCAAAGCAAACGCGCUUCACGCCUAACCAAUUCACGCAGCUUUGGAACCAAUGUUAAGCCAACCAGCACAAAUGGUAUUAACUUUGAUUGUCCCGAAGAAUUCGGAUACUACCCGCACCCAACUGACUGCACACAAUAUUAUGUCUGUGUAUUCGGUGGCGCACUCCUGGAAAGCUGCACUGGGGGUCUUAUGUAUUCACAUGAGCUGCAGACCUGCGACUGGCCCCGAAACGUGGGUUGUGAAUUAGUGGAUAGUGGGACGUCAGCGAGCUCGACAGAUGUUGGUAGCGCCCCACGUAACAAAGUACAGCAGCAGCAGCAGCAACAUCAACAACACGUUCCUAGCCGCAUUCGUUUUGGAGCCGCAUUUACUAGCCCAGGCUCGACCCAAAAGGCAGCCACAGUGCCACCACAAUAUCAUCGCUCGCCGCCACAGAUAAUUCAGGCACAAGUUCAGCAUAUACCACCGCCACCAGAAUUGCGUGUGCCGCCAAAUCCUAUAGUCACGUCUCGUGGGCAACCGAAGACGCUUUUGGAGUCUCAAGAAGAAAUAGCCAAGCUCUACACCGAGGCAGAGGAAUCACUACCACCCGUUGAGGAGGAGGAAAGCGAUCGACAACAGCGUGUUUAUCGUGGCCAACCGAGUACUGUUAGCCAAGUUCAACGGGAUCGCGACGGCAUAAUACACCAGGCCAGCAUAAAUGCCAUACCAAAUCAUGGGAAAAUUGGGUCAUAUACUUUUGGCUCUGCUUACAGCGAAAGCUUGAACAACGACAUAACAAUUGAACCUGAACUGCCACAUAAUCGACUUGAUCUAGACAGGAGACGCAAACGACGCAGUGUUAUUGGACUAGCGAUAACUACGCCAGCGGAAAUCCAAAACGAUUCAAAUAUUUCUAGUGAGGUUAUGGAGUCAGACAGCACCACUAACACUAAUUUGGGCAGUGACUCAAAUAACUCUCAAGAACAUUUCGAUGAGGCUGCCCCAACUAUAAAUCACGUACAAAAAUUUUCAUCGAAAUAUAGAAUAAAAAACCAUGAUUACAACCAAAAAGAAAUUGAGUUCGGUGACGAAGACGAAGACGCAUACUCUGAUUAUGAACAAUUAAAUGAUGAUAGGAAUGAUACUGACAUUGCAGAAUCAAAGCGACGACCUCGUCAGUUAAGACCUUUUUCGCAUGCUUCUCUAAAAUGGCCAACGAAUAACUAUCGAUCCAUUGACUCCCCAUCUGCGCAUCAAUUGAAUACACAGAAAAAUGGUUAUACAUUUGGUCACUACAAUCCGUACCUUACUCCGCCCAAUCAACAAACGUCUCCCAACCACAAUUAUAACGAAUUAAGCCAGAACCUUGGCUAUAAGGCUUACCCACAGCAGCAGCAUCAGCAUCAGCAACAACAACAACAACAACAACAUCAGCAGCAAGCCCCGAACUACCCAUACGCUCAAAUACCAACAUUAGUGUAUACAGGCUAUAACUUGUCAUUGCCACCGCCUCCGAUAGAAGAUGACUUUCGACCCAUUCCUGGCAACUACUAUGGUGCAGCUAGCUCAUCUAGUUCGAGACCAUCAGUAGGUUAUCAGGAGCAAUCGCAAAAUAGCGAUUUGCUGCCCUACCUAAUACAACAGCUGAAAGAACUAAAAGAACGUCGUAAGCAAAUUCAAACUGAAAAUUUUGCCUACUUUCACUUGGACAAUCAACCUAUAGCCCCUACUCAGUUAGCAGUGCACACAACGACUCCAAGAACAUCUAUAGAGUAUUAUUCCACACCUAAACCACCGCAACAAGUAACUCCGAUAGGUCACUAUGCCCAGUACAGUACAAUGGGUGGAUUUUAUAACAACAACAACAACAAUAAUAAAGCAGAGCAGGCGCCAAACCAUUCAAGCUAUCCGGUCAAACUUAUAUCUCAGUAUAGCAUUGGCCAAGGCCAAGAGCUGCAAAGUACUACAGAAAGCAAUUAUUUUCAGUAUAAUAUAAUUGCAAAUCAAAAGAUGAAAGGUGUUUACAAUACGGCCAAGCUGAAUCAAAUAGAGCAUGCUGCGGUCAAGGUGCGACCACCAGUCACCCCACUGCAAGUCACUCCAAACUUUAACAUUGUUUCAGCGCCCGAUUUGUCUAACAACAAGCAGGUUAAUCUCCAUCCAAUACCGUUUCGGAACAUCUCAAAUCUUCCAGUGGGUAUCACUUAUGCGUCCAAUACAACUUUACCUGAGUCAUAUCAGACGUUUACGAAAUCAAUGAGUUCUACUGCGCUUCCGAAACUAGAGUCACCAAUAUCGUUGGCAACACCGAAGCCACACUUGACAAAUUUUCAAUUUAACAUUAAUGAAUUUAUGGCAAACCUAAAAGCAAGUGAUCUAGCCAGUUUAAGUCCGGCAGUAAAUCCAUUAAUCAAAUACUUUAAACAGGUAAGCAAUGAUGGAAGUGGCAAUGUGCGUAAUGCUUUGAUUCUUCGUCGGCCCGUAACCAGUACGGCAUCAGUCACAACUACCCGAUCCCCUCAGAAAACCAGACCAAUCGUGGCCAGUGAGCCAGUACUCGCAACCACUUUAGCAACGACCCGCAUAAUUAAAGGAUAUGAAAGCUUCGACAACAGCAUAAGAAUGCAUAAAUCAAAGGAAAAUGUAACAUCAACUACUCCCUUGCCCCGACUCAAAAAUAGUGGCUCUAGAACAACUACUACGGACACACCUGUUGAGUUUUAUGACGAGGACUAUGAUGAUGGAGUUGAUGAGGACAUACUGCCACCAUCACAAAUGCCUCCUUAUAUGCCCAUGUCCGAGACGAUGGCUCCACCCCGCCCGCAAGUGACUACUGAUAGAACGACUACUUCCAUGCCAGAAAAACAACAGCUUCAGACAGGAUUCAUGCAAGCAACAACAACUCGUCGACCUUUUCCUCAUUUUGCACAACACAACCAGCCUAUUCCAGGUGCUGGAGUUCCAGCUUUCAUCAGUUUUCCAAGCGACAUAUUCCAAGAACUGAAGCAACGACUACCCCAAUUGCAAGGGAAACCCUCAUCUGCCAACCAAAAUAUCCGUGUCCAUUUGACUAGCACUACCACAACAACAACGACAACGACACCUGCUCCAGCUAAAAUACGUCACACUGUGCGGCCGCAACGCACCCGCGGACAACAAAAGUGGCAAGCACACAUUGUGGAUACUUCAGUUGUAACAGAGCGCUCUCAAAAUCAAACCAACCAAGGGGCUGCUAAUGGCAAAGCCAGCAUAAGCUCUGGUAGCUUGGGCGGUCAGCACUUAAACUCGAUACACAGCUCCUCAAAUGUGGAUAGACAAAGAGUUGAUUCAUCCUCACCGUCAUCGCUAACGGCGCAGACAACCGAUAACAUAUUUGUACAACCCAGCUCACAAGCUCCACCGCCACAGUUAGAAUCCAAUCGUAACUACUACAAUACUACAUCCAUAUUCAAUCACGGGGUUGGCUACCAAACACCACAGCAGGCGCAACAACAACCGACACCAUUCCAACAACCGCAACAACAUCAGCAACAGCAACAGUCGCAUGCCUUAUCAAAUCCCUAUGAUUCAUCAUACUAUUCUGUUUACGAUGACGAAAUUGAUUUGUACAGGGAUAUUGAGUAUCAGCAACAGCAACAACCACAGCAACAACCACAGCAGGAACAACCUCAGCAAUACCAGCCUACUGUUCGCCAGCAACAACAACAACAACAACAAUCGACCUAUCGGCCCUUGGAGAUACUAACAACUUCAACGCCAACACAAAGGCCACAUUACAGUAAUCAGCCUGCAUUGAGCUACAACACGGACUACGAUGAUACCGAUGUCAAUGCGCAGAUUGAACAGGACAGUGUAUAUGAUCAUCCCACACGCACCCCGCAAAGGGCAGAGGAAGUGACCAUUCAGACUCUAGAUGGCCGGGCCAUUGCAUCGACAACUUCGAGUCCUGCAGUUACACAUGAUGCACGCAACUACUACGACGCAUUUACCACGGAAAAUAUGAGCUAUGAGGAGCCUGAUUUUAGCUAUUCCAGCUCAGCUGAGUAUGCCCAUAAUUCGCAAGAAGACUACUAUCAUAGUGAGCACGACUCAGAAGCGACUGUGCGUCAAAACAAACCAUCUAAAUCAGUGAACACAGGCGACUAUUAUUUGAUCGCCAAUGAUGUCGCAGAGUCGACAACACAAUUUAAAGUUGGACCAACUAAAAAAUAUACAACGACGCCACCAACGCCAGCCUUAAAGUCGACCUUAAAGUCAUUUCCGGUGACAAGCAGGAGUACAAGCAAAACUACCACAAUUACCACACAAACCACUACAAAGCCCCCCGUGAAAACAACAACACUGCAACCUUCAAGCUACAAAACGCAUGCAAAUAAAAGCAUUAAGCAAAAUGUCAUAAUCAAAUUAAAGACAACCACACCACCACCACCACGUUCCACACAUACACCCAGUUCAACAACCACUACGACCUCGACCACUACAAGUACAACGAUGCCAUCCCCUACCUAUAGUUCCAAUCCCUUUCUCAAAUCCCAGCUUCAAGUACUGGCUAAGUCUCUAGUUAGUGCUGUAAGUGAAAACAUCGAAAACCAAAAAAGCAAUAAUACACAGAAUACCUUGACACAAAACCGACCUACAGUUCCAUUCUAUCAAAUUAGCGAGAAGUGGUUGUUGGUAGGUGACAGUGCAAAUAGUAGUACUCGUGAGCUUCCAGAGACCAUUUAUGACGAAAGCCAGAAUGUGCAAGUGCAAACUGCAGAGAUUCCAACCAGUCGUGCGGUUGAAACAAGCACUUCUCCCAAGUUCCUAGAUUUCAUCAAUGCUGCGGCGUACGGAUCCAGUAACUCAGUCCGGCCUCCAACAGCGAAGCCUAUUAAACCAAUAUACUCUAAAGAGGCCACAUAUUCCAGCAAUAAUUUUGAAACAGACGAACCAAUUUCCGUAGAGCAAAAUCAAAACAAACGUAUACAAAACUUUGUACUCUCCGACAUAAAGCCCCAGAGUUUUAGGGCAAUAGCAAAGAGCAGAGCAGAAUCAUAUCCAGGCGAAUUAUUGGAUAGCUCAAGUACUAGAAGGCCUAACAAUGUUUAUCAAUAUAGCCUACAGAGCGGAUCGCACGGAUUUAGCUUGAAAGCGGAGCAAUCAUUGAAUAAAGAAAAUGAAUCCAUAUAUCAAGUUGACAAUAAUGAACGACUACAAAAGACAGACACAACAACAACUACCACUCCUAAGACAACAACAACUACGACUAUACCAACUCCAACAACCAAAUAUUUACCCCCUACACUAGCAUAUACAAAUACCGAGAGCUAUGAGGACAUAGUACCCACAACAUAUGCUCCGUUGCGAGUCUGGCGUAAUGGUCGUCCAACUAUUAAACAGGCCCUCAGUACCAAACAAGCAAUAAUGACCACAACAAGCGAAAGAGAACUUGCUAGUAUAAUAACCACAAGUAUCCCAACAAAAGCUGCGAUUAUCUCAACGUCAAGCACAGAGCGAGUCACUUCUGGACAAAGUUUUACGGCUCGUGCAAAUCUUUUUAAGGACAACCUUAGUCGUGUAACCAGCAACCCUUCAAUGCGAUUUGUGUCACCUUACAAAAGUCUUGAGAGCCUACUCCAUGAUGAACGAUUACCACAGAACAGUCUCAGAGCAACGACGAGAUCACGUAGUGGAAAUGGAUCGCCACCGUUUCUCCAAACCACGCCGAAGUCAAAUAAAAAUCCACUUUUUAUGAGCUUGCCUCAAAAGAACUCAAGCCAGACAAUUAUUGCUACCUUGACAACCGGAAAUGCACGUAAUUUUAGUAUUAGUGAUGCAAUUCUCAGCACUUUUAGUCCCCAAAAUCCUGUUCCAACAGUCAGUACUGUGGGCCGCGAAGCACCAAUAGCCAGGAGUUCUACUCCUACUUCAUCAAUUAAUAUUUCUACUAUAACGGAUACUGUAUUAAAAUCAACAAUUUCCACGUUAGUGACAUCAUCUCCUAUUCAAGUAACUGAAACUCCUGUGCGUCCCCGAGGACGGUCUCGAUACACAGCAGCUACCGUAAACUAUAAUUUAGAUAGCGUUGACGAGCCAACAACGUAUGCUCCAAAAUUCAAAAUACCCAAAAAUUCGGAUCUAAGAAGCUCAGCACCUAACCCAUAUCCUAGAAGAAAAGUUCAGAGGUCUCGAGUUGCAAACAGCCUGCGACAAACGCAGGCUGGCCCCACAGCGAAGUCUCAAGAGAAGUAUGAAAGCUUCAAAGCGACUCAGCAGGCUAAAGAGGUAGUCAAAAACUAUCAAGCCAUACCAAUUACUUCAGAACCAACGAAUAAACCUAAAAGUAAUCCUAUUGAAAAUGAGACCCAUUAUCAGAACUCACCUCGUGCUGAAGCAUUAAUUUCACAGCGCCCAUUUGAAGCUAAGCAUGGCAAUGAUAUAGAACUAAGCGUCAACACAGAACCAUCGCCUCUUAACAACGAUAUUUCUAGCUCGACGGAAAUUGUGAUUAUUACCGAUCGUCCUCCUGUCAAGUUUCUAUACUCGAAUAAGUAUCGACAGCAAACGGCGGAACGUACACUGGCUGAAAGUCUGCAGAACGCUGGCUAUAUAAAAACAGCAAAUGGUCGCACAAAGUUUCGUACUACUAAUGUAUUGGAACAAUUGCAACAAUUUCUUGCUGCUAGUGACAGUGAUGAAAGUGGAUCACCGCAGUUUGUCGAUGAAAAUGCUGCACCUGAGGUAACUGCUACCAUUGAUGAAAUUAAACAAAUCAACAGCUCAGAGAAAACUUCAGUGCCUAUGAGAUCGACUACGGCAUUGCCUGCACUGCUCCACUCCACUACUCGUGCUCCACAUUUGACAUCAAAACCAUAUCCCUCCAAAUUAUUCUCCCCCUCUUCCACGAUGAUCAUAUUAAGCACAGAACCGACCAUAAGACAACAAUCAAAUAUUAGCACCCCCGAAGUUAGUAGCGCACCUUCUACUCCAACUACAACAACAACCACAACCACAAUUGCCACUUCCUCUGAACCUAUAUUUGCUCCACCUACUCCUACUACACGAGUUUCGAGGGUUAACAAUGCCAUAAAAUCGUCGAUUGCCGCUGCUGCCGCUCAAUCAUCUAGCCCAGGCUCUACCUCCACAGCCUAUCAAAUGCCAGGGGGUAGAGUUAGCAAAUUCCAAUAUGCCAUCGCCCCCAACAAUAACAACAACCAACAUCAAUACAACAACAAUGGCGCUGUCGCUACCGCUGCCGUCUCGGUGAAGUGCUCCGACAGCACACUGAGCGCCAAGUGCAACGAAAUUCCCUCAAGAACCAAUAAUAGAAACCGCGGCAGUACUAUAUACACAAAUCAGGAUCGUGAUGCCGCCGCACCGCCCAACAGAGGAACUCACCCACCGCGAACGCGUCCGACGCUUAAGCCCUCUGGCACGAUAGUCUCAAAGGCUCAAGAGUUUGUAGACAUUUAUAGAUAUCCAGCAUCAAGACCGGAUCCUAUUUAUCCACAGCCUACGCCAGAUAAAACUGCAGCGAAAUGCCGCAAAGAUGUAUGUCUUUUGCCUGAUUGCUAUUGCGGUGGAAAGGAUAUACCUGGCGAACUUCCCGUUGAAAGCAUACCUCAAAUUGUACUAUUGACCUUUGAUGAUUCUGUUAACGACCUCAAUAAGCAAUUGUAUACGGAUCUUUUUGAGAAGGGGCGCGUUAACCCCAAUGGGUGUCCCAUAACUGCCACAUUCUACGUCUCUCAUGAAUGGACCGAUUAUAGCCAAGUACAAAAUCUAUACGCAGAUGGACAUGAAAUGGCUUCACACACAGUUUCCCACAGCUUUGGCGAGCAAUUCUCACAAAAGAAAUGGACUCGGGAAAUUGCUGGUCAGCGGGAAAUCUUAGCGGCUUAUGGUGGUGUAAAGCUUUCCGAUGUACGUGGAAUGCGUGCUCCUUUUCUUUCUGUCGGUGGUAACAAAAUGUACAAGAUGUUAUACGAUUCAAACUUUACAUACGACUCAUCAAUGCCGGUAUAUGAGAAUCGACCACCUUCCUGGCCAUAUACUUUGGACUACAAAAUCUUUCAUGAUUGUAUGAUACCACCAUGCCCAACUCGAAGCUAUCCAGGUGUUUGGCAGGUACCCAUGGUUAUGUGGCAAGAUUUGAAUGGUGGACGCUGCUCUAUGGGUGACGCCUGUUCGAAUCCCAGUGAUGCAGAGGGUGUAACAAAAAUGAUCAUGAAGAAUUUUGAACGACAUUAUACCACAAACAGGGCUCCCUUUGGAUUGUUUUACCAUGCCGCUUGGUUUACACAGCCGCAUCACAAAGAAGGUUUCAUUAAAUUUCUCGACAACAUUAAUGCCAUGCAAGACGUUUGGAUCAUAACUAAUUGGCAAGCUCUACAAUGGGUCCGAGACCCAACACCUACAUCACGUAUCAAUUCGUUCCAGCCAUUUCAAUGCGACUACUCGGACCGGCCGAAGCGUUGCAACAAUCCAAAAGUGUGCAACCUCUGGCAUAAAUCAGGCGUACGUUAUAUGAAAACAUGUCAACCCUGUCCCGAUAUCUACCCGUGGACUGGCAAAUCUGGUAUCCGCUCAUCACGCAUUGACAACGAGGUUGAGGAGCCACAACCGUAAAGUCUUAAAUUUUCAGUCUAAUCUGCCCGAUAGCAAAUUCCACGCGUAUAUGAGCAAUUCAUCUAUGCUGACAAAAUUGAAUUGGUACUCAGCACCAUUUUGUUAUUGACAGUAUGCCAAAAUACGGAUUCACUCGUUCUUCAUCUUUAAUACUCGUACACAAUAGCUAAUUAGUUGAAAAGCAGCAAUAAAUUGAAUUCGUUUUUUGGAGCAUGUUAUUUAAAAUUAUUUAUUCCCUUAUAUUAUGUGUACAUAUGUGUACUGUAUAUUCCUAUGGUUUGCUACUUAAAUGGAAUUUCUCUUAAGUAGUUUCAAAACGCAAUAUUAGCUUAAGUUACCUAUGUAAUGUUAGAUGCUAGAUCUAAGAACUAUUGAGAAGUAAAUUAUAUGUUAUGAUAUACAGUUGUAAAAUGUACACACAACAUUAAACCAUUGCCUUUUAGAAUAUUAUAAAUAGUUUGAUAACUCCAUUUGUCAGAAACUCUUAUAAAUUAAUUUUUUGUCAACUUUGGCAGUCACAUUUAUACUAUUUAAAUUUAAGUCCAAUUCACUUCUGAAUUGUGGUGAAGGUAUUAUAAACCAUUAAUUUAUGGGUAUUUAUAUCAACUUUUGAUUUUAUACUUUGCAUACCCACAAAAUAAUAAAUCAACCUUUUCAAAAUUGACCUCUGUACACUCAUCAACUUAGACAUACAUAUGUAUAUACAUACACACAUAAAUGCAUAUACAUAGCUAAUAUCACAUUCACUACAUUAAUUAAAAUCGCAUAGUAUAACUAUUUGCAUUUUAGCCGAAAACUAGAAAAAUGUAUGAAAGAAAUGGCAACUUAUUUUAUGAACAUAUAAGCAUAUGUACAUACUUAUCAUCAAAUAAUAUUAUUUUUGGCAAUAACUGAAAUCUAUAAAAAACACAAACAUAUUAAAAAAGAAAGCACAUCAACCAAGUCCUCAUAUACCCAGUCUAGCAAUUAGAUUAACAAGUAAGCUAUAUGUGAAUACUGUUACGAAAGUAUUAAGUGGAUUUGUAAUGCUGCAAACUUGAAAAGAGAUAUAAUUAGGUUAAAUGACUUCAUAAUUUAAGAACCUUCAUAUACAAUUUUUGUUUAGCCUAACACAGCGCUAAAAAAUCUAUUUAGCAACGAGUGAAUUGUGUAUUUUGUGCUACCAAUUAUAAAAUAAACGAGUACCAUUAAAUAUAUGUAAUAAAAUAAAA